AUGAAUGUUUCUGUCGUUGAGCCGUACGGCAACCCUGCACCCUUUGCGGAGCCAGCGUGGUACAAUACCCUGGCUUCUCCCUACUACAAUGAAAGUCACCGAAGAGUGAGAGAUUACGUUCGAAAGUACAUCGAGGAACACAUUGCGCCCCAUAUACAAGAAUGGGAAGAAAAGGGCCAUGUCCCUGAUGAAGAAAGAGUCCACUUUGCCAAAUCAGGUCUGGCUUUCUCAGAGCUGCCGCGUCAAUAUGCUAGCGACAUCCCAUUGCCAGGGUAUGUCCCGGCUGAGAAAUGGGAUAUCUUUCAUUCUCUUGUUGUAAGCUACGAGGCUAGUAGGAUCUGGGCUGCCGGAGUGUCAGUGGGGCUCAACGGCGGCACCACGAUCGGUGUACCCCCCGUCAUCCAUCAUGGCACAGAAGAACAGAAGAAAUGGUGGCUGCCAGGGCUUGUCACCGGGAAGACGAGCUUUUGUCUCGGUUGCACCGAACCCACUGGUGGCUCCGACCUGGCGAGUCUAAAGACCAUGGCGAUCAAAUCAGAUGAUGGUAAAUACUACACGGUAAACGGCAAUAAGAAAUGGAUCACUGGUGCGAUACGUGCGAGCCAUAUGACGACUGCCGUAAGGACUGGAGGCCCUGGCAUCAAGGGUAUUUCAGUUCUUGUAAUUCCUCUCGAUCUCCCCGGUGUUUCUCGACGUAAGAUCAGUAACAGUGGAUGGAAUGCUGGGGAUAGCACGUGGGUGACGCUAGACAAUGUCAAAGUACCCGUCAACCAUCUCAUUGGGCAAGAGAACGCAGGUUUUCAGUACAUUAUGACAAACUUCAACAAGGAACGAUUCAUUCUUGCAGUGCUGAUGAAUGGCCAGGCCAGAGUGUGCUUGGAAGACGCCUGGGCAUAUGCCAUGGACCGCCACACUUUCGGCAAGCCACUCAUGUAUCACCAGAUCAUCCGACAUAAGCUCAUCACGAUGGCGCGCUACAUCGAGUCUCACUGGGCUUGGCUUGAGCAGAUUGCGUAUCAUGCUCAUACUACCGGGUCAAUGGGCACAGAACUUGCAUCGAGGAUUGUCAUGGCCAAAAUUCAUGGCGGUCGCCUCCUAGAGCUCGCGAACCUUGAGGCGCAACAGAUCUUCGGUGGUGCUGGAUAUCAGCGCGGCGGCGUUGGGGCUCGAGUCGAGCAGAUAAGCAGAGAUCUUCGAGUGAACAUUGUCGGCGGCGGAAGUGAAGAGAUCAUCACAGACUUGGCUGUUCGGCAAGAGAUUGAUGCGGCUGUAAGCAGGGGCGCUAAGCUUUAA
This is a messenger RNA of Colletotrichum phormii, 1293 nucleotides long. Its product is annotated as acyl-CoA dehydrogenase domain-containing protein. Gene Ontology annotation, cellular component: cytoplasm. Gene Ontology annotation, molecular function: flavin adenine dinucleotide binding; acyl-CoA dehydrogenase activity. NCBI's taxonomy places the organism in Eukaryota, Fungi, Ascomycota, Sordariomycetes, Glomerellales, Glomerellaceae. Gene Ontology annotation, biological process: fatty acid beta-oxidation using acyl-CoA dehydrogenase. The record is from RefSeq and is a predicted model, not a curated record. The transcript has 5 exons. Bases 1 to 1293 code for a protein of 430 amino acids.